AUGGCGGCUAUGAAGUUGUCCCGUUUCACAAGCCGGAUUUUGUUGACACGGAGUUCUCAGGUGGUAUGCAGUUCCGAAAAAUAUUUCAUUUUAUUUCAAAUAGAUCAAAAUCAAAUUAAGAUCUCAUUUUGAAUUUGCACGAUCGUAAAAAUGGCUUGUCUGAAAUCUGCUGAAAUGUACAGCAUCAAAGCUGGGAAAACUGAAUAUCAACAUCAAAUAUUACAUGAUGAGAUCAUACCGCCAUCUGUUGUGUGUUUCCCCUGCAAAGCUAUGGAGUAUUUAAAUUGUAUUUUCCUUUUUGACCCAGGUAGAGAAUGGGUCGAAAGAAACAGCUUUUUUCCCAGGUUCUGUAUCUUGUCAAUAUUGUGCUCUUGACCGUUUCACUCUCAAGAUCAUCAGUAAUUCUCCUUACUGUUUCCCCUACAAUUCUCAUGAUGUUAGUUCGGAGAAUUUGGUUUUGGAUUAACUUUUAACCUCCUUGUUGAUAUUUUUUCCCUUCUCAUCACUUGUCUGCUUGAUAUUAUAUUAUUACUUGUGAGGAGAAAUUCUGUCUCAAUUGGUCACUCAUGGGAGUUAAAGGGUUAACUAAUCUAUUUGAUUGUAUACCUGCCAGGAGAACAGUGAUCCACGUCACCCAUCAUAAUGCUCAUCUUAGAUGUACUUAACUGACAAAGGCAGACAUUUUUCUCUUUUAAGUUCAUUUAUUGAAGUGGUUCCUAAUUAGUUAACAAAAUAAUUCAACUCACCCUGACCACACUAAUGUAGUCUGAGGAGGGUUUGUAUCCUUCCAAUUUUUCUAACCAGACCAGAGUAAUAUUAUGAUUAGAUCAGUUUUUCUAUGAUUGUGGGUAUUAUCAAUAUUUUACCAUUAGAAACCAAACCUAAAUUGUGUGUAAUGGAUCAAUCUGUCCUGGUUUCAGGGUAGUAGAGAUUAUUAACAUUAUUUUGUGGCUAGUCUUACCUUAAGUGUUUGAAAUAAAACAUGCUCUAAAAAAUGUUGGGGCAUGUUAAGGUAGUUUUCUGUAAUUUGCAUGGAAAUCAGUGGUAGUUUGUAUGUUUGGUUAACCCUUUGACCCUUUAGAGUGACUAGAAUGUAAUUUCUCCUUACAAUAUCACCUUUGAAUCACACAUUAAGGUCAUGAGAUUAUAAGAAAUGAUCACUGACUAUAGAAGCUCUUGAUUGUUGAACCAAUUCCUCCAUGUCAGCACCUUAGGAAAUGUGUAGAGAAAAGAAUGGAGAAUAAUUAUGCAAACUGAUGUUGGGGCUUAAAGGGUUGACACUGAGAAGGAAGGAAACUUCUUAAUAUUCUAGCUUUGUUGGCAAAAUCACAUUAACACCCAGUGCCCUGGUAUAGGAAGUAUUGAGUCUUGGGCUACUGGGAAAAUCAUUAUAUUGAUGUGACAAGUGAUUUAAGAUAAAGUAAAUGGAGAAAUGGUCAUCAGUUUUAAUUUUAAGUGUGGGUAUACAUUUGUGUAAUCUUGAAGUUUUUUUUCUUAUUAGCUUCUUCCAGCUGCCUGGUGUAAGACAAGAUCAUUUAGCAAUGCAUCUGAGCCACUCACACAAGCUCAAGGCCGAUACAUGGUGACACUGAUCCCAGGGGAUGGAGUUGGACCUGAACUUGUAUACAGUGUAAAAAGAAUCUUCAGGUAAAAUCCCUAAGGAAAAUAAUUAAGUCUAAAAUGCUUCAGAGAAUAUUCCAAUUUAAUUCAGAAAUACAUUUUCCUCUUUUACAUGUAAAUAAGCACAAUGUCAUUUUUCUUGGUCCAAAAGAACAUAAAAAACAUAGCUUUCAUUCAGCCAUCUCGACUGAUCAAGCUCUGUCACUAAAGAAUGUCUUAUAUGGCAAAAUGAUUGCAUAGAAGAAUUGUCAGAUAAAUCUAUAAAACCUUGACUAUCAAAAGAUGUGUUUGUGACUUUGUUAUUACUAUAACUCCCAUCAAACCUUUUUUUCCAUGUACCAAUAACAAGAAGAAUUUCAACCAGUAUUUUAAUCCAGUUACAAGGCUUGUAAGCCUUUUUCCAAUAGGAAUGCAGUGGACAAUUCUGAUCCUUCUUCCCUGCUUGAGUAACCAGUCAAAAUUCAAGAUUCAUUUCAUCAUUCCAUUCCCAUUGAUCCAGCCCUUUGACAAAUAAAGUUUAUUUAGUAGGUAAUUUUCAUUGUAAAGUCUGUGUAAUCAUUUCAAUAAAAGCUAGAAUUAACAUGAUCCUGGUUUACCUUUUCUCUUAGAAUUAAAAUAGGGAUCAAGUUAAUAUUGUUAAAUUGUUUAACCCAGGCCCAUACUUAUUUUACCUUACAUUCUGCUUUUCUUUAGUGCUGCUGGAGCUCCUGUGGACUGGGAUGAAAUUCCAGUUAGGUAAGACAUGUCAGUCACAUAACUUUAAAAUAAGGCUAUUUUUUGUAAUACCAUCUUGCAGGUUAAAAGAAGAUUUCUAUGAUAUGUCAUCAUUCAGACUUAUUUCCCAUAAACUUUGUUAUAAUAAUUGUAGGCGACACAGUAGCCCUAUAGUUAGUACACUGAACUUUGUGUUGAGGUGUCUGUUUUUGAGACUCAGCCAGGUUCUACCUUUGUGUUGUGUUCUUUGGCAAUACACAGUGCCUAUCUCCACCUGGGAGUAUAAAUGGGAUAUACCACUUUGCUUGAGUACAGACUUUUUUCAUGUUAUAAUAGUUAUACUGUUAAUCAAAACUGUGAAAAAAAAUCUUGGAUGUGAUUGGUUAUCACCAGCCCAAUUUGAGCAUCAUGCUUGUAAAUGGCCAGUUUAAUAGGACAGUUAACAUGUCAUGCCUGUGUAAUUGGACAGAACAUGUCAUGUGUGCAUGCUGUUGUUUUGAAUUUUGCAGAGUUACUUUUGCUAUUUUUUUGAAAACGUCUAGUUUAUGUCUUAAAUUUUGUCGUAGUUUUGAUUAGUUGGUAACAGGACUUUGUGUCAUCCAUUUCUGUCUGUUUUCAUACUCAUGGCUAACAAAUUGGACUCCCCCUUUGUGGUGGUCCAACUUUGUUUGUCACUUGUAUGAUUACAGACUGAAUUGGACUCCACAUGUUCCUAUAACCAUUAUUAACAUUAUCAGAAAUUGUGACUUUAAUUGCUCUCUUGUCAGUGAUAUGAGUUAUGGUAGCAGAUACACACUGGAUGAUGUCGUCCAAUCAAUGAAGAAAACUGGAGUAGGUUUAAAAGGUAAGAUUAAAUAAUCAAGUACCUCACACUUUUACUUUUAUUGUUGACUUUUGUCUUGUGCUCUAUGCCUUUUUUUAAUACAUGUUGUUUCCUGGAGCUGUUACAAUCAAUUUCUUUCAUUAAAUUUUCUUUUUUACCAAGUGUAGUUAGGUCUCAGAUAAGAAUUUUUAAUUUUACUCAACAGUGCUUAUCUUUUCUGGUGUUUGUUUGUGAUUUUUUUUACUGUCUGUCCGGUGGUUUGAACAAGUACAUCAUGUGAUUGUGCUGUACAUCAAACAGAUUUGUUUGGCAAAGCCUUGCGAUCAGCAUUGUUUGAAAGUUUCCUUUUAAAUAGCAAUAUCAAUGUCAUCAAGGUGGUUAGUCCUUUUAGUUUAUGAUUAUUAUGAUAAUUAUUUUAAAUUUAAGUUGAUAUGGCUGCUGUUUCUCCAGGAGCACUGACCACACCAUCAAGUAUCUCAAGUCAAGAUCACUUGUCUCUCAAUCAAAAAAUGAAGUAAGUUACUGACAGAGUUAUAGUCAUCAAGUGAUACAUGUACACUGAACACCUGAUAGGAAAAGAGUUGCUAAAACUCAGUCAUCAUCAGCAGGGCAGUUGUUAUCUUUUGAGGCAGGUAUAGCAUAGAUACAUCCACCUGUUACAUUUCCAUGUCAUUGUGUAAUCACUUGUUACCCAGAGGGAAUUGGCCCAUAGCACUUGUUAAAUGAUUCAAGUUAUAAUAAAGUAAAUCAAAUGUGAUUAAAGAGCUUUCCUUGGACUGCCUGUCAUAACAAGUAACUUUUUCCUACAAAUUAUGAUUUACUGUCUGAAUAUUUUUUCCUUGCAGAACAGAACUGGACUUGUUUGCAAAUGUUGUCCAUUGUAAAAGCCUCCCAGGGUACAAAACCAGGUAUUUAUUGACCUGAUAACCUAUAUAUUGUUUUUUUUUUUCAUUUUAGAUGUCUCAUUUUAUUCCCUUUAACAGCUUUUCCAUUGGUAGUGUCAGUGUAUAUCUUAAUUUCAUACUGUCAUUCUAUUAACCAAUUGCAUGUGUGGUUGUGUUCCCCAGGCACACUGAUAUAGAUAUGAUAAUCAUCAGAGAACAAACAGAAGGAGAGUACACAAGUUUGGAACAUGAGGUCUGUAUAGAUGAUGUCGCCAUUGACAGCAUUUUGCUUUUUUAUCAUUUGAAACAAAUAGAUUUUAUUCAGCUGUGGGUCUGUACAGUAAUAACUCAUAGAGGAUGUCAAAGUGUGAUAAGACUGUCAGUGACACACUUGGCUGCACCUCAUGUGCUUCUCUUUUGUUCCCACAACAUUUGACAUGAUCUGUGAUCUAUUGCUAAACAGAAUUACAGUAACAUGGAGUCUAUUUGUUGAGCAUGUUCAUGUAAAAAUGAUGAAUUUACCAUAUGAUUUUGAUAAUAACUUAAAUGUAAGUAAAAUAAGAACUGUUACCAUAUGUCCUUGAAUAAGUGCCCAGGUGCUUCUUUAAGAUAUAGGCUAAAAGGAGGGAUGCUUAUUGAAAGGAGGGCACUUAAUUGUGGGGAGGCACUUUGUAAAUGAAGUGGCACUAGAAACAGGUGUACCCUAGAUCCCCACUAAUUGAGAAAGUGAGGGUAGGGGGCAUUUAUUCAAGGGGGACAAUCACUAGAGUGUGGUGCUUAUUCAAGGAAAUACAGUAAGUAGAUAAUAUAUCCAGCAGUGUCAGUUUGUUGAUAGGCAAUGAAAGAUUGAAAAUGAUGAUGAAACUUAGGUGUAAUUAUUUUUAUUUUGUCUGUGUUAAGUGGUGGUUUGAAUGUUUUACCCAUUUUAUUUGUUAAGUUAAAAUGUCCAAGAUUUUGUUUAAUUUUUUAAAGGCCCCAAUGAAACCACUCAAGCAAGUGGGCUGAAUUGUUAUGGUUGCAAUCAUUAUCAUGAUGAUUAUUUUCAUUCAUUGUACGUUUUUCCCUACUUUUUAUUGCAGAGUGUACCAGGAGUAGUUGAAAUGAUUAAGGUUAUAACCAAGAAGAAAUCUGAAAGGAUUGCCAAGUUUGCUUUUGAUUAUGCAACAAAGCACAAACGACAGAAAGUCACUGCUGUUCACAAGGCAAACAUCAUGUAAGCUGAGUAAACAAAUAAACAAUUUACAAAUGUAAGAGCACUGAUUAUUAAAAGAGCCAAGAGGUGUAAUACAUUUUUCACUGUAUAGUGAAAUGCCACCAUCUUAUCAUUACAGUGAUAAACUUCAAGAGAUGGAAUGCAGAUAUUUGGUGUAUGACAGUACUUGUCAAUGAAUAUAUCCAAGAGAAUUAAAAUCCAAAGUAAAUGAAAGAUUCAGAUGACUGUGAUUGAGAUCAAUCUGUUCUUUGCAUCAGACAUCUGGACAUAGAUUUUGUUAAUGUACCCUGGAACUUAGAGAGAUGAAAUUGUAAAUUUUGAUGGAUAAUUAUACAGUUUCUCUGGACAUCUUUAAUGUUGAUUUUCAUUUAAAGCUGCUCAUUUGACUCUAAUCAUUUUAAAAGAUUUUGUGAAAUUUCUUUUCAGUCUUUUUUUCCCUGUUUGUUUUUCUUUUGUUACACCAGGAAGCAGGGUGAUGGAUUAUUUCUGAAAACUUGUGAAGAAGUUUCCAAACUGUACCCCAAGAUCAAGUUUGAAGGAAUGAUAGUAGACAACACUUGCAUGCAGGUAUGCAAAAAAUAAGGUAUUACCCUGUUACUAAUUUUAGCCUUAGGGGUGGAUCAAGAGGAGAUGUGCAGGGGAUGCAAACCCCUCCCUCAGAUCACCUAUGGAUUUCUUAUAUAACUAGUAUUGUGGAAAAAAAGAGAAAAAAACAUUGUGAUUUAUUGACGUUGAAGUAAAACAUGAGACAAGGUUGAAGAAUUUGAGUUAAAUGCAGCAAAAUUGGUAAUUUGACAUGGAAGUUUUGAGUAUUAGCACUUCUUUUUGCUGUAGCAGACAUCAGUUAUCUUAUUCCUCAGUAAUACACCCCUUCCUAAGAAAAAUCCUGGAUCUGCCUGAGCCUUACCUUCAUAAUAAAUAAGUAUGGAUAUCACACUGUGAUCAGGGCCUCAGUGAUGGCCAAAGGCUAUUGAUGUGUUUCUCAAGGGGUGCUAAAAAUACUCCCUGGUCUUCUCAUAAUAAUAAAUAUUUGUUUUCAUUUGUAAUUUCAUCUUCAGCUUGUUGCCAAGCCAGGCCAAUUUGAUGUGAUGGUAUUGCCAAACUUGUAUGGCAGUAUUGUGGACAAUGUUGGGGCAGCAUUGGUGGGUGGUGCAGGAGUUGUGCCUGGAAAAAGUCUUGGAAGUAACUUUGCCAUUUUUGAGCCUGUGAGUAUUUCUUGCAGUAAAUUAAUUAAAACAUUAAAAAAAAAAAACUCAACUAGAAAAAAAACUAAACCAUGUUUUGUAAAAAAUGAAGUUAUUAAAUUAUUUUUCAAUGGUUAAAUAUAUGAUAUGCACAGAUGUAAAGUUGUGUAUUUUUUUUGACUCUCUAAGAAGGCAGGGAAAAUUACAAGAAAUAAACCAAAUUUCUGAAUGUAUCAUAAAGCUAUCCAUUAUUUUUAUUUAGUAUUCGCCAAAAAAAAGGUUUUUUUUGUCUUUUUUGGUGGCAUUCAGUAUUUGGCUUGUGUGAAUGAAUGGCUACCAACUUGAUAGUUAAUUUAAUUGUUUUAGUCAAGACAUUCCUGCUUCAUUUUGGUAGUUUAUACAUUCUCUGUUGUAAACUGGUCAAACAGGAACAAUACAGCUUAUCACAGUCACAUAAAUAAUACAACACUGUUAAUAGUGUAAUCAUUACAUGAAAUCUUACUUAAAAUUUAUAAUUUAAGGCAAGAAAUAAGGAAUUAAUUUUUGUUCUUCUUUUGAUUUUCCUCAAAUAUUUUCUGAUAGGGAGCUCGCCAUACAUAUGCUGGAGUGGCAGGGAGAAACAUUGCAAACCCAACUGCCAUGAUUUUGGCAAGUGUUGAUAUGCUGGAUCAUAUGAAGUAAGUUUUUUCUUAUCCAUCUUUUGGACUUUGAAAAACCCACAAACCAUCAGAUAUAGUUGGUUGCUGUAGUAAACUGAUUUAUUUGCAAGAAUAUCUGAUUCACUGUUUCUGCAGGAAGCUUUUUUACAGAGAAGAAGUACACUUUUAUGCUCACAUUUACAUUAAAUAAAAGAAAUUUGUGAAGGAUCAAGUCUUAUAUGCAAGAGAACAACCAAACAUUUGAAAUCCUUCUUUGAAAUAUCACAUCAGCCAAAAAUGAAUCCAAUUUCUUAUAAUUGAACACUUGUUCCAUGUCUUGUUUUUCAGUCUUGGAUCUUACGCUAAAAUGAUCAAGGAUGGUCUAGAGAAGACAAUUGCUGAAGGACAGGUAUGAUUUACUUGGAAUCAUUGCUAACACAAUUUUUUUACUUGUAUAUGACUGGUCUAGGAGCUUCACAUGACAGGAUACUGGGAAAUUCAAUCAACUGUUUUUGCACAUGCAUAAUUGGUACAAACUCAUCACAUGAUUAAAUAUGACCCAGCUAAAACUGAGGAAUAUCUAGGGAUAUACCUUAAGUGUUAAUCCCCAAUUUUCAAACCCUAUGUCUACAAAAACGAAAGCAUUCAUUGAAAAUUUACCCAAUAUAAGAGUGCAUUUUGCUAUUGUUACAGAAGAAAUUAAAUAAUUCUCUCUUACUUUUAGUUAACCAUGGACAUGGGUGGCAGUGCAAGUACCUCAGACUUUGUUCAGGCCAUCAUUGGUAAUAUGUACUCCUAGGAAAUGUUACAAAAGUAUCAAUGCCAUUGCCAAAAAAGAAAAGGAUUCAAUGAUUUGUAAAUUUUUGUUAUAAUUGCAAUGAUUUGAUGGAAUUGCAAUCUGGAUUACUGCAGGACAUUAAAGUUGGGCAAAAUUGCUCUGUAAAAGAAUGUUCUGUGGAGUACUGGGUAAUUAUUUUUCAUGAAAAUAUGAGUUGCCAGUUCAUUUGGAGGCUUUCUGUAUAUAUUAUAGUUAUAAUAAACACAAAUUUACAGAUUUGAAAAUAAAGAAUGCGACUAAAAUUAUGUUCAGAUGUGUUACUGUUUGGUUCACCUGUCUGAGUUUUGAGUUAAAUUUCUGUGACACUAAGUCAUAAAUUUGGUCGACCCAAAGUAACUGUUGGAGAAUGGAGGAGCAACACCAGGAGGGUACGAUUCAACUGAAG
This is a messenger RNA of Pocillopora meandrina, 8299 nucleotides long. The record is from the annotation of a GenBank genome assembly. NCBI's taxonomy places the organism in Eukaryota, Metazoa, Cnidaria, Anthozoa, Scleractinia, Pocilloporidae.